ACCAAGUCCGAAACUCGUGCAGCAUCAUGAACGCCAAGGUGAUCGUUCUUUUCGCCCUGGUGGCGCUCGCUUUCGCCGAAGAAACGAAGAAAGAUGAGACAAAGAAAGUAGAGACGAAGAAGGAUAAGCGAGGCCUUUACGGAGCCUUGGGCUAUGGAGGCUUGGGCUACGGAGGCUUGGACUACAAUCUUGGUGGUCUUGGUUAUGGUCUCGGUGGAUUGAACACGUACUCGUCCAUUCCCGCGAUCGGCCUCAACCAUGGUAUUAAUACCGUCGUGACGAAGGAAGUCACUGUACCCGUGCCCCAACCCAUCGCCGUACCCGUCGAGAAACACGUCCCGGUCCCAGUUAAGGUGCCGUACGCCGUGCCCGUCGACCGCCCGUAUCCAGUCCAAGUGCCCAAACCCUACCCAGUUGAGGUCACCAAGCAUGUUCCUGUCGCAGUAGACCGCCCCGUGCCCGUUCCCGUCAGCUAUCCAGUCAAGGUCCCAGUUCCCGCCCCGUAUGCCGUCAAGGUACCCCAGCCCUACGCCGUCCCGGUCGUCAAACACGUGCCGGUGCCCGUCGCGCAGCCGAUCGUCUACGCGAAACUGAACUCCGGUCUUGGAUACAAUGGAUACUACGGCGGAUAUAGCGGAUUAGGCGGAUACAACGGAUACAGCGGAUACAGCGGUUACAGCGGUAUCCCCUAUGGAUACUCUGGAUGGUAAAAUGGCAGUCCCGAGGGCGACGCUCUUCGACAUCAUCAGCGCGAAGCAUCACUUGGACCGCGUGGAUCUUUCAGAGCUUUCAGUGACCACCUUCUUUAAGAAAGCGCUCCCAAAGAAAGAUAUAUAUCUAUAUCUAUAUAUAUUAAUGUACGUUAAUAUAUAUUCUUCUUCGUCGAUGAUGAGUGUGGUUAAAGUGAAUACCUCUCGUUUCGGAUAUUGGGGGACAAUUUUCGCGAGUCUUUCAUGUCGAAUUCUUUUGGACAUUUGUAUGAUAGGGAGAGAAGGAGAGAGAAUGAGUGUCUGGAAAAGAAGAGCGUCCUCUAAUUUUAAAUAAAAAAAAAAACAAAAAGACAUUUCCACGACAAAAAAGGAUCGAGUGGUGCUCGCAAGCAUCAAGUGUGACUACUUAGGUCUAUGUUUCUACCUAUAACGUCAUUAUACUGAUUGUCCAUCAUUGA
Molecule: messenger RNA, 1168 nt
Organism: Temnothorax curvispinosus
Lineage: Eukaryota; Metazoa; Arthropoda; Insecta; Hymenoptera; Formicidae
Product: cyclin-dependent kinase inhibitor 1C-like
Exons: 3
Coding region: 27-710 (227 amino acids)
Source: RefSeq, a predicted model, not a curated record